Messenger RNA from Copidosoma floridanum, 917 nucleotides. It is a transcript of the gene Sys1, whose product is annotated as Sys1 golgi trafficking protein. Gene Ontology annotation, cellular component: trans-Golgi network; Golgi membrane. Gene Ontology annotation, biological process: Golgi to plasma membrane protein transport; Golgi to endosome transport; protein localization to Golgi apparatus. The record is from RefSeq and is a predicted model, not a curated record. Lineage: Eukaryota; Metazoa; Arthropoda; Insecta; Hymenoptera; Encyrtidae.
UCCACAUCUGCAAUGUCCACAAUUGUUUCGUGUUUCGACAAAGUCAUUCCUUUUGCUUAAAUUACGUACAAACUCUGAUGUCAUCAGUCUUAAUUUAAUUUUGCAAGCUUUUUUAAGAGAAUAAUACUAAAGUUGGAUUGAAGACUGUAAAUUUUUACGAAUACAGGUUAUGUUUAUUUUCUAAUAUAAUGUUGAUUGUGUUAAAAGAUGGAUAAAAUAUUAGCAGUCAAAAGCAGAAGUUUAAUUAUUUCUCCAAAGCUGGACCUAAGAUGAGAUUUAAAUGAAUCGCUCAAAGGCAAAGUAUGUCAGGAUGAAUGGCUUAACAGGACAGUUCCGCAAAACGACGUGGGAUCCUAUGCUCAUAGUAUCCCAGAUAAUCGCUGUCCAGUGCACCAUGUAUUUUGCCCUAGGCAUAUGGAUUGCCACAAUAGCCAGCCUACUCGGCACCAAUGAAUCUCUUGACUAUGCCUUCCAGUACAAGGAGAUCCACGUUCGCGACUUUGGUGGCUAUCUUCUUAUCACUGUCUUCAUUCUCAACUCUAUUGUUGGAUCCUUGGCACUCUGGUACCUCGUCCAGAGGACCAAACAGUGCAUGGACUUUGCCUGCACAGCUCAUUUAAUACAUUUAAUUUGCUGUUGGAUCUAUAAUGGAAGCUUUCCGAAAACAUUUAGCUGGUGGUGCUUGAAUAUUGUGACUACGAGCAUAAUGUGUGUGUGUGGCGAGUUUUUGUGCAUGAAGACUGAGCUAAAAGCUAUUCCUUUAAGUAUGAAUAGCCAGAAAGCGGCCUUGUGAGACGAGUUUUUGCGGGGGUGUUGGUUUUUUUGAUCAAUGAAAACGCGUUGUAUGGAACUGUAAAUGUUUAUAAAAUAUAUAGAAAUUUUAUAAAUAGGCCUUUUGUUUUGUUACUUGUAAAAUA